Carcharodon carcharias (great white shark) is the source of this 4814-nucleotide messenger RNA. RefSeq names its product erythrocyte membrane protein band 4.1 like 4A (gene epb41l4a). Bases 488 to 2560 code for a protein of 690 amino acids. Gene Ontology annotation, cellular component: cytoskeleton. Lineage: Eukaryota; Metazoa; Chordata; Chondrichthyes; Lamniformes; Lamnidae. Gene Ontology annotation, molecular function: cytoskeletal protein binding. The transcript is spliced from 25 exons. The record is from RefSeq and is a predicted model, not a curated record.
CUGAGUUUUUCCAGACUACAAGUUCCAGCGUGCAAGGUGAUGUUCGGGAGCGCGCACGCUUUGGGUGAAGGGACGGCGGUGUUUCCUCGGUUACCGGAGCCCAAACCCGGUGUCGGUCACAAAAACCGGCGGCCCGGGAAACAGAGGCAAGCAUCACGGGAACGGGAAUAGGAGAGAAGACGGCCCCGGAUUUCAUCUCCAAGACCCAGCUCGUCGAAGUUGCCUGAUCGACGGAAUUGUUUCACUUAUUUUAUUUAAAGGAUAUAACCGUUUGCAUUAUAUAUCUUAUGGCGGUUUCAUCAGAAAAGUGACGGGUUUCCAGAGGUGGUGAUACAUUUUACCAGCUGGUACACUUUCAUUUAUGCACCUCCAAAUGGCACUGUGCAAUGGCAUCACCCCAUGUGCUUGAUUAACUGGACACAAACUGACGGUUUUUCACCGAAAUUGGGGCAAGUUAUUUGACUUCACGUCUGGUUUCAAUGCAGCGAUGGGCUGCUUCUGCGCUGCACAGGAAGAAUUUUAUUGCGAAGUUUUGCUCUUGGACGAGACCAAACUCACAUUAACUACCCAACAACAAGGAAUCAAAAAGUCUACCAAGGGGUCUAUUGUCUUGGACUACGUAUUCAGACAUGCAAACCUUAUGGAGACUGACUACUUUGGUUUGCGUUAUUGUGACAGAAGUCAUCAAACGUACUGGCUGGAUCCCACAAAAACCCUUGCAGAACACAAGGACCUCAUAAACACUGGUCCACCCUACACUUUAUAUUUUGGUGUAAAGUUCUACGCAGAAGAUCCUUGUAAACUUAAAGAAGAAAUAACAAGAUACCAGUUUUUUCUGCAGGUCAAACAGGAUGUCCUUCAAGGUCGGCUGCCUUGCCCUUUAAACAUUGCGGCACAAUUGGGUGCAUAUGUUAUUCAGUCUGAACUUGGAGACUAUGAUCCUUAUAAACACACAGCGGGUUACGUAUCUGAAUAUCGUUUUGUUCCUGAUCAGAAGGAGGACCUUGAAGAAGCAAUAGAACAAUUUCAUAAAGCAUUAACGGGUCAAGUUCCUGCUGAGGCAGAACUCAAUUACUUGCAGGUUGCCAAAAUAUUAGAGAUGUAUGGAGUUGAUCUCCAUCCUGUUUUUGGAGAAAACCAGACAGAGUAUUUUUUAGGAUUAACACCAGUUGGGGUUGUUGUCUACAAGAACAAAAUCCAAGUUGGAAAGUAUUUCUGGCCAAGAAUCACCAAGGUGAACUUCAGAGAGACCCAGUUUGAGUUAAGAGUGCUAGGCAAAGAUUGCACUGAAACAUCAUACUUCUUUGAGGUACCCAACAAAGCAGCCUGUAAGCAUCUAUGGAGAUGCUGUGUGGAGUAUCAUACAUUUUUCAGAUUGCCUGAAACCGAUGAGUAUUCAAAUUCUAUGUCACGAAAACUUAGCAAACUGGGGUCCCUAGGGUACAGACAUCGAUACAGUGGUAAGACUGCAUUUCAACUAAACCGAGACCAAUCCAUUGAGCUUCCGCGGCCUGAUCAGAAUGUGCAAAGAACUCGCAGUAAAACAUACCCUAAAAGGAUGCUCCACUCUCAGCAGCCAGGACCGAACAGUGUCAGUCGCAGUCAUAUCAAAGCAGACCAUGUGGACUAUGAUGGCACCACCAAAAUUAUUGCACCUUCGCCAGUGAAAAGCUCCAAGAUAACCAAACGGGAAGGUAGUCCAGAUACACAAACCAAAACCAGUGCACCAUGGGAAGGAAAUGGUCCCCAAAGUGGAUUAUAUAUUUCUCCAAGUGAACGCAACAAAUCACCAAAAUUCCCUCAUCCUAAACGACGGACUCCUUCUGCUGGAAGUGAUAAUGAGUUGGGUCAGCCUGGGAGACAAUGGAAGAACCAAAACAAUGGAGAGGAUAUAGAUCCAAAGCAACAAAAGAGAAGGUCCCGAUCUCGUGGAAACACCAGUGGCAGUGGUAGUGAGUCUGAAAAUUCCAGUAGGGAGCGUAAAAGACGAAACAGAUCACGUCAAGAGAAUGAAAUGGUGGACUCAGCUCCUCAAUGGGAACAAGUGCUGAGGAGGCAAAAAGAACGAUCAUUGGCUGACCCCAAUAACAGACGUUCAAAGCAUAGAUCACGAUCGAGAAGCCCUGAUGUACAAGCAAAGGAAGAACUAUGGAAGCACAUUCAACGGGAACUGGUGGAUCCAAUUGGCUUAACAGAAGAAGAGCUGAAAGAGAUACCCUACACCAAAGUAGAGACUCAAGGUAACCCCAUACGCAUCAGGCAUUCACAUUCUCCUCGAAGCUUUCGACAAUACCGGCGCUCUCAAUGUUCUGAUGGUGAACGCUCUGUCCUUUCAGAAGUAAAUGCCAGGACUGAUCUUGUGCCGCCACUGCCUGUAACCCAUGCUUCAGAUGCACAGGACCGUCACGGAUCAUCUUCAACAUUAAAUCAAAAGAGAAAUAAAUCUGAAGGCAGUACCACAGAAGGAAAGACACAAACUUCAAGUGAUGACUGGGAUUCAAAAUACAGUGUGAAAACCUCUCGAACCAUGCAGACACCACGAAUCAAGACUGAGACCUGAUUACCUUUAAAUUAUCAACUGAAGAAAGCUUUGAGUAUGCAGUGACACUGGGAUGAUUCUACAUGUCACAUGUCACUAUAACAUGCCUUGAGAGAAAACUUGCUUUGAAAAUGUGCUAUUAUAAUGCAUCCUAUUUCUGGAGUUUAUGACCAUAAUUUUAUACUGAUCUCAAAUAAUGCUCUGGAUUUAUAUGUUCCAAAUUUUCUUUUAAUGCUUGAUUUUCUAUACUAGUCUGUCAAGUGCAGAUGCUGUUAAGUAACUGGACACUAAAUUAUAUUGAAAACAGACUUUUGGACCAAGUACCUCUUUUUUUUUUAAAUAUAUUUUCUAAAACAGGUAUGCAAGAUUUUUCUAUACUUUGGUAUGUAAUGAAAUAUUCAUAAAACACUGACCAUCAAUGCACAUGGACAAAUACAAACAUUUAAAGUUAUUUAAUACUGGAAUGUUUAACCACUGCACUUAAUGCUUUGUCAUUACAUUGCUCAGUUAUAUGAACAAGUAAAAAUUGUUUUUCCUCUUACAGAUGAAUGCAGUAUAUGUAUGUUUCAACUUAAAAGUAUUUUUUACCGUUUUGAGUUCCCAUGAAAAUUCCUUUUAGACACUUUACUUCCAUCCCUUAGUGUACUGUCCAUAAAUAAACUAUACCAUUUGCAUUAGAUGCUUCUUAAAUGAGCUAACCAUAAAUGGAUCACACUUUAUAUUUCAUCAAAAUAAAACUCUUAUUGAAAUGAAUAGAUAUUUUUAAAAAACAUCUCCUGGUGAUAGAAAAGUUUAGAACAAAUGAGCGCUAGAUGAUGUGAUCAUCAAUAAUUUAGUUUCUGAUAACACCCUGUUCAGAUUGCAACUAUUGCCUUUGACUUUGAUUUUGAUGUACUUAAUCUCCAUUUUACUAAACCAAUUUAUAUGCAUUGAAAUGUCAGUUACUUAACAUUGUACGUGUGUGAUCUGAAUUUGUUGCAUAUCCAUGAAAGCAUAUAGUGCACUCUUCUGUAAAUUUAUGUACAUAUUGGAUGCAAUUUCAGCACUGCUUGGAAGUGUAAAAUAUAUUUGGUAAAGGGUAAAGUGAAUAUAAGUCAAUGGAGCCUAUCGCCUGUGUUGUGGACAUUAGGCAUUGCAAUCAGCAAAUUAGUUUCUCCAUCUAGAUUGUUUUGGAUGGCAGUGAAUAUAGUUAAAUAUUUAAAGUAACCAUUGGCAGAAAUUAGAUCAUUUGUCAGAUAAAAUGUUUUUUGUCAGUGAAAACGAGUAAACACGUCUGGCCCUAGGCUGCAUUGUUAUUUCAGAACAAGGUGGGAGCCAUACUGUAAACAAAGCUUUUAUUUAAAAAUACUAUUACCUAUUGUUGGUUGUAACACUAUUUCCUUGAUAUUUCCACUUCUGGGGGAGAACAAAACUAGGGGCAAUAAAUUAAAGACAGUCAUUAGUAAAUCCAAUGGAGAAUUCAGGAGAAACAACUUAAGAGACUGUUUGAAAUGUGGAACUUGUUACCACAAGAAGUAGUUAAGGCAAAUAGCAUAGAUCCAUUUAAGAAAAAUUUAGAUAAAAACAUGCAGGAGAAAGGGUUAGAAGGUUGUGAGGAUAGGUUUAGAUGAAGAGGAGUGGGAGCAAUUUAUGGAGCAUAAAUACCAGCAGAGACCGUUUCAGAUGAACGGUCUAUUUCUGUGUUGUACAUCCUAUGAAAUUGAACUAAAACAAUGUGGGAAAUUAGCUUUGCAGGCCGAUUAUUGCAUAUAUAAUCCAGAUUUAAAUGAAAUGCACACAACAGUGUUAAUCCCUGUUACCUCAUAACAAGAACUGGUUUGCGGAAGUGACCACUUAGCACCUGCUGCUACUUGGAUCUAAAACUCACCACGCACACAACAUCAAGACCCAUUGAAACUAAAUACAAAGCAACUUUCUUUCCUUCAGGACCAUGAAGAGACAAGUACCUUAAUCAGAGAUGUCAGUAUUUUCCGUGCAUCACAAUUCUCAAUUGUGAUCACUUUCUGUUGCCAAUCCCAUUUUUGAUUCUGUUGAGCGUAUGUAACCUUAAUGAUUAACAGUACUUCAGAAACAUGAGAACUGUUUGUAAUUUUUGAGUUGUUGGCAUUAAAAUGGCUGUCACAAGGAAUAACCACACGCAAAGCAAUAAUAUGUUAGAUUAGUAAACUUUCAGAAAGUUAAAUUGCAAGUUAUGGUUAUUGCUGUAAUGUAUUUUGCAUGUUGUUAUGAGUUUGUUAUGAGUAGAGGGGAAAAUAAAUCAGAAAUUUGUAAAACU